Pedinophyceae sp. YPF-701 is the source of this 741-nucleotide messenger RNA. NCBI's taxonomy places the organism in Eukaryota, Viridiplantae, Chlorophyta, Pedinophyceae. The record is from the annotation of a GenBank genome assembly.
AUGUCGCCCAUUCACGUCCGCGUCGGCGUCCUGGCCAUUCAGGGCUCCUUCCGCGAGCACCUGACGGCGCUGAACCGCAUUGAGGGGGUCGAGGGCAUCGAAGUGCGCACGACGGAGGACCUGCGUGCCUGCAGCGGCCUCAUCAUUCCAGGGGGCGAGAGCACGACGAUGGCGAACGUCUGCGAGCGCUGGGGGCUCAUUGCCGAGCUGCAGAAGUUCCACCGCGACGGCCACCCCAUCUGGGGUACCUGCGCAGGGCUGAUCUUCCUGGCCAAGGACAUCGGGCACGGGGCCAAGCAGGGCGGCCAGCAGCUCAUCGGCGGCCUCGACGUCAAGGUGUCGCGCAACUUCUUCGGCGCGCAGAUCAACUCGUUCGAGACCAUGCUCGAGGCCCCCGCGUCGCUGCCGGACCGCGAGCAGGGGGCCUGCCGGGCGCUCUUCAUCCGCGCGCCGGCGAUCGUCGAAGUCGGCGAAGGGGUCGAGGUCCUGAGCCGCUACACGCUGUCCGACACGGAGCGGCAGCAGCACGGCGUCGAGUCGGUGGUCGUCGGCGUCCGGCAGGGCGCGCUCAUGGCCACGUCGUUCCACCCGGAGCUCACGGACGACGUGCGAUGGCACAAGCUGUUCGUUGAGAUGGUGCGCGAGAGCGGGCCCGCGGAGAUGCAGCCGUACGUGCCCAAGGCCGGCCGCGGGCGCCCGAACGACCUCCCCAUCUUCGGCAAGACCCACAUGUGCGCGUGA